This is a messenger RNA of Gossypium arboreum, 2419 nucleotides long. RefSeq names its product probable NOT transcription complex subunit VIP2. The record is from RefSeq and is a predicted model, not a curated record. The transcript has 14 exons. Gene Ontology annotation, biological process: regulation of DNA-templated transcription; nuclear-transcribed mRNA poly(A) tail shortening. Lineage: Eukaryota; Viridiplantae; Streptophyta; Magnoliopsida; Malvales; Malvaceae. The coding region runs from base 216 to 2207 and encodes 663 amino acids. Gene Ontology annotation, cellular component: CCR4-NOT core complex; P-body.
UGACCAACUGUGUAUUUUAUCCAUUUUCCAUCCUGGGCUCAUUCGAUUUAGGGCAGAAAAUAAAAAUUAAAAGAUAAAAUCCGACCCAGAACAAAAACGCAAGACCUCGAUCGUUGAUCUACCUUGCAGGCUAUAACCCCUACGAAACUGAAGAUAUUGAAGGGCUCUUUCUCAACAGCUAAUGAUUUUAUGCAUGUUUCAUUGACACUUGUGCAAUGUCGGGGUUACUUAAUUCUUCUAUUAAUGGAUCAGCUUCAAAUCUUCCGGACAGUAGCGGACGUUCUUUUGGAACAUCUUUCUCAAGUCAGUCUGGUGCGGCUUCCCCUGUUUUCCAUCACGCUGGUACUAUUCAAGGCCUGCACAAUAUUCAUGGUAGCUUUAAUAUUCCCAACAUGCCUGGUACCCUCACAUCUAGAAACUCAACAUUAAGUAAUGUUCCAACUGGUGGGGUUCAACAACCUACUGGGAGCCUUUCUGGUGGCAGAUUUGCAUCAAAUAAUCUCCCUAUUGCUCUUUCUCAGUUAUCUCAUGGCGGCUCCCAUGGACAUUCAGGAGUGACAAAUAGAGGAGGUAUUAGUGUUGUAGGAAACCCUGGAUUUAGUAGUAACACAAAUGGAGUUGGUGGCUCUAUACCUGGGAUUCUACCAACCUCUGCUGCAAUUGGUAACCGUAAUGCUGUUCCAGGAUUGGGAGUAUCCCCAAUUUUGGGAAAUGCAGGUCCUAGGAUCACGAGUUCUAUGGGAAACAUGGUUGGUGGAGGCAACAUCGGGAGGAGUGUCAGCUCUGGUGGAGGAUUAUCUGUACCUGGUCUUGCAUCUCGUCUGAAUUUAAGUGCCAAUAGUGGAUCAGGAAGUUUAAGUUUGCAGGGACAGAAUCGGUUGAUGAGUAGUAUGCUUCCUCAAGGAUCUCCUCAGGUAAUUUCAAUGUUAGGCAAUUCUUAUCCUAGUGCUGGGGGUCCACUUUCCCAGGGCCAUGUUCAAGCUGUGAACAAUCUUAGCUCUCUGGGAAUGUUGAAUGAUGUGAACUCAAAUGAAAAUUCCCCUUUUGACAUAACUAAUGAUUUCCCUCAGUUGACAAGUCGUCCUAAUUCUUCUGGAGGGCCUCAAGGACAAUUGGGUUCAUUACGAAAACAAGGUCUUACUCCCAUUGUUCAACAGAACCAAGAGUUCAGCAUUCAAAAUGAAGAUUUCCCUGCUUUACCAGGCUUUAAAGGUGGAAAUGCUGAUUAUGCAAUGGAUUUGCACCAGAAGGAGCAACUUCAUGACAAUACCAUUUCAAUGAUGCAAUCUCAGCAAUUCUCUAUGGGGAGAUCUGGAGCAUUUAAUUUGGGUGGAUCCUAUUCAUCUCAUCGCCCACAGCAGCAGCAACAUGCUCCAUCAGCCAGUAGUAGUGGUGUCUCCUUUGCAUCUGUAAACAACCAAGAUCCUCUUCAUUUACAUGGCUCUGAUAUUUUCACAUCUUCGCAUUCGGGCUACCGCACACAGAACAGUGGGCCACCUGGGAUUGGGCUAAGACCUCUAAAUUCCUCAAAUACGGUUUCUGGUAUGGGUUAUGAUCAGCUUAUCCAGCAAUAUCAGCAACAUCAAAACCAGUCCCCCUUUCGUCUGCAACAGAUGUCAGCUGUCAAUCAGUCAUUUAGGGAACCAGGCUUGAAAUCAACACAGGCUGCGCAAUCUAAUUCUGACCCUUUUGGUUUACUUGGUUUGCAAAGUGUAAUAAAGAUGACUAAUCCUGAUCUGACUUCCCUUGCUCUUGGAAUUGAUCUGACAACUCUUGGCUUAAAUCUGAAUUCAUCGGAAAAUCUUCACAAGACUUUUGGUUCUCCAUGGUCAGAUGAACCUGCUAAGGGUGACCCAGAGUUCACCGUGCCACAAUGUUAUUAUGCUAAGCAACAACCUGCUUUGCAUCAAGGCUAUUUUUCGAAGUUUACAGUGGAUGCGUUGUUCUAUAUAUUUUACAGCAUGCCAAAAGACGAAGCCCAAUUAUAUGCUGCAAAUGAACUUUAUAAUAGAGGCUGGUUUUACCACAAGGAGUUCCGAUUCUGGUUCAUGAGGGUCCCCAAUGUGGAGCCACUAGUUAAGACAAACACAUACGAGAGAGGUUCAUACCACUAUUUUGAUCCCAACUCAUUUGAAAUAAUCCGCAAGGAUAAUUUUGUCGUCCAUUAUGAGUUGUUGGAAAAGAGACCGUCGCUACCUCAACAUUAAUAUUUUUCCCCCUCAUUUACACUGUAAAGCACAAGCAUGUAACUCAUUCCUUUAUAACAUCAGUUUGCAGCGUUUGUGUUUUUGCAAAUUUUAGCGAUUUUAAGCAUUUCUGUUCAUCUUUUUCCCAAGCCAUUGUAGCUUCUUUACAAAUCUAAUGCAUACCAACAUUUCCAUCUAUGACAUUCCACCGAGUCACUGAAGACUUGCUUUAA